Stegodyphus dumicola is the source of this 1510-nucleotide messenger RNA. Its product is annotated as cell adhesion molecule Dscam1-like. Gene Ontology annotation, biological process: cell-cell adhesion. NCBI's taxonomy places the organism in Eukaryota, Metazoa, Arthropoda, Arachnida, Araneae, Eresidae. Gene Ontology annotation, molecular function: protein binding. The record is from RefSeq and is a predicted model, not a curated record.
CUGAAGUACACAGACUAUUGUGAGGAUGAUGAUUCUAAAGAAAUUUUAAUUGUGAAAGAUAUAUAUGGUAAAGAUUCUGUCAAGAAACUGGAAUGCAUUGGACAUGUAGAGAAAAUGGUUGGUAGUAGACUACGAAAAGUAAACUCCACUCCUGGAUUGAAAGGAAAAGAAGGAAGACUUCUUCCAGUAAACCAAAGACAGCGAGUUUAUCCAAAUGGCACUUUGCAGAUUAUGGACGUUCAACCUGGGAUAGACAAUGGCCACUACAGCUGCGAGGUCACAUCCGGUCAAGGAAUGCAGCCUGCAUCUCGAACAUUCCGCAUCGUCAUUCGAGCUGGACCGAAGCUGGCCAGUUUUGCUUUUAGGGAUAAUCUACAUGAAGGAAUGAGGACAGCAGUUACAUGCAUAGUUCUUGCAGGAGAUGGACCUCUCACAACAAGAUGGUUGAAAGAUGACAGGCCAAUCACAGAGCACGAAUUAAAUGUUAAUAUUCUCCAAGAAGAUGACGGAUUUAUUUCUACACUAACCUUUAAGAAUCUGACUUACAAACACAAUGGAAAUUACACGUGCAUUUCUACUAAUGAUGUCGCCUCUGGUUCAUACAGCGCAACCCUCACUGUAAAAGUUCCUCCUCGCUGGAUUCUGGAACCCAGCGACAUAGCAACCGUCGCUGGACGACCUGCAAGAAUCGACUGCCAAGCGGAUGGUGUACCACAACCUCACGUGCGAUGGAAAAUGGCCACAAGUCAACCGCCAGAACAGUUUAAAACAAUUGUCAGUAGUUCCCACAUCCACAUAUUGGUGAACGGCUCUCUAAAUUUCCGCAGCGUGGAAGCGACGGACUCUGGGCAGUACCUCUGCGAAGCCAACAAUGGAGUAGGACCCGGACUAAGUGCUGUUGUCCGGUUGACAGUGCACAGCGCUCCACAUUUUCUUACAAAAUUUCUAGUUGUGAGCACGAGAAGAGGAGAAAAAGCCGUGAUAGAAUGUUUCCCCGAAGGAGAUCAGCCUAUGUCAUUUACAUGGAGGAAGAAUGGAGUUCCUCUAGACCUGAGCAAAGAGCAUAGGUACACACAGAUGACGGAAACUGUUUCAACGGGCGAGCGGUCGAAAUUAAUAAUUGAAAAAGCGGAGAGAAAAGAUUCAGCUAUGGUCACCUGCACCGCCACCAAUGAUUAUGGAGAGGAUUCCAUUAAUAUUCAAGUGACGGUCCAAGACAUUCCGGAUGCUCCUCAGAACCUAGAGAUACAUGAUGUUGCCAGCAGAAGUGUACGCCUGACUUGGAAAAGACCAUUUGACGGAAAUUUUCCGAUAACACGAUAUACCAUUAUGUGGAGACAAAUUGAUGGUAAAACAGUGGGAGGACCUCUUCAUGUACCCGGAAGUGAAACCACUCUUAUCAUACGAGGACUCAAACCUAAAACGAGGUACUUCUUCCGGGUGAAAUGUGAAAAUAUCCUCGGAGAAAGUCAAUUUGGAGCCGAAGUUGCAAUCACCACUCUGGAAGAAC